CGUUGUGGUGGGAGGGAGGGAGGAAUUUCAGCUAACGGGAGAGAUGCUGAUGGCUACUCGGUCUCUGCUAUCAUCACCGAAAACUUACACCUUUACCGCAAAGCUGCACGGAGACCCUUAAACCAUGAAGUGUCUCAGCGUCUUGGUGCUGUUCUUAGUAGUGGUCACCAUUGUCUCUCGCUCACAUUCGGACCGGAAUGUCUACCCUUCAGCCGGAGUGCUGUUCGUCCAUGUCCUGGAAAGGGAAUACUUUAAAGGGGAAUUUCCACCCUAUCCUAAGCUAGGUGACACCAGCAAUGACCCAAUCACCUUUAAUACCAACCUGAAGGGAUAUCCAGACAGGCCUGGGUGGUUGCGCUACAUCCAGCGAACUUCACACAGUGAUGGAGUCCUUUACGGCUCCCCCACUGCAGAGCACGCGGGCAAACCAACCAUUAUCGAGAUUACUGCCUAUAACAGACGCACCUUCGAAACAGCAAGGCAUAAUUUGGUCAUUAACAUCAUGGGUACAGAAGAAUUCCCCUUGCCGUAUCAGGCUGAGUUUUACAUUAAAAACAUGAAUGUAGAAGAGAUGUUAGCCAGUGAGGUCCUGGGAGACUUCCUGGGUGCAGUAAAGAACGUCUGGCAACCGGAGAGGCUUAAUGCAAUCAACAUUACUUCAGCACUGGACCGGGGUGGACGUGUGCCCCUGCCUAUCAACAACCUGAAAGAAGGGGUGUAUGUGAUGGUGGGAGCAGAUGUGCCAUUCUCAUCGUGCCUGCGUGAGGUAGAGAGUCCACAGAACCAGCUGCGCUGCAGUCAGGAGAUGGAGCCGGUCAUCAGCUGUGACAAGAAGUUCAGAGCUCAAUUCCACAUCGACUGGUGCAAAAUCUCUUUGGUGGAUAUUACUAAAGUCAUUCCUGUCCACAACAGCCGCCCAGAGCCAGGCACUGGAGUGCUGCCAGACAUCGGUGAAUACAAUCCGCCCUCUGAGUCACUGAAAAGUAAAGACUAUUUUUCCGACUUCCUGGUCACCCUGGCUGUGCCCUCUGCCGUUGCACUGGUCCUCUUUGUCAUCCUGGGCUAUUCGAUGUGCUGUCGCCGAGAAGGAGUGCGAAAAAGAAACAUGCAAACACCAGAUAUCCAGUUGGUGCAUCACAGCUCCAUUCAGAAGUCAACAAAGGAGCUACGCAGCAUGUCAAAGAACAGAGAGAUCUCCUGGCCUCUCUCCACCCUGCCUGUUUUCAACCCUGUGAGUGGAGAGGUGGUGCCACCGAUCCACCCAGAAAACUACGAGACAACCAGCAUGCCACUCAUGCAGACCCAGACAAAUCUUCAAAAUCAAAUGCAGAUACCACAGCAGCAGCCUCCAGGAGAUAAUUACAGUUUGUCAACAUUUCGAAGGCUGGAGGUAAAUGGUAUUCCUGAAGAGAGGAAAGUGGCUGAAGCAUUGAAUUUGUGAGCUUCCUGUGUAGUUUGUGUUUCCACAUCAUGCCAACUCUGCAUGUGCUAUAGCUCCAUAAAGCUGUGCAGUACCAGUGAGAUGUAGUCCAAGCAGAAGCAGAAGCUACUGACAGCUUCAGUUACAUGACCAUAUCGGAACUAUUUAAAUAUUUAUGGUAUUUUUGAGGUAACUGUUUUUCAUUCAAGGGACCAUUCAUGGUGAAAUUUAAAAUUAACUAGCCAGUCAAGAGACUGUUAGGUUUAUAAGCUUAUUAAAGUUUGUAAGCACUCUCUUUAAUAUGUAUGUUUUUAAAUGCAAAUUACAAGGUAAUUAUAUAUAAUUUUAUCCUCAAUACAGAGGAUACAGUGAUUCCAUAUUUUUCCUCUAUUUGAUCUGGAAAAAAAUGCCAUUCAUUAAAACAUUUUAAUUUUAUUUGUUUGAAGUAUGAAUGUUAUAAAGCUAUUAAUAAAAAUGUGUUUUGUGUCAA
Messenger RNA from Clarias gariepinus (North African catfish), 1910 nucleotides. RefSeq names its product sarcoglycan, epsilon (gene sgce). Gene Ontology annotation, cellular component: membrane; sarcoglycan complex. The transcript has 12 exons. NCBI's taxonomy places the organism in Eukaryota, Metazoa, Chordata, Actinopteri, Siluriformes, Clariidae. The record is from RefSeq and is a predicted model, not a curated record. The coding region runs from base 125 to 1441 and encodes 438 amino acids.